AUGCCUAGUGUCCAAAAGUUGGGAGGUGGCGUGUCGACUAGGUCGGUGACAUGCCACCCCUUCAAUAAGGCUUCGGUGGACGUGAUCUUAUAUUCUUCUGACGGCGUCGCCUUUCGGAUGCACUACGCGCUCUUCAACGAGUCCUCUGGAUUCUUCAAGGCAAAUCUGCGACCCUCUGCUAGCAACGCACGCAGCAAGCAGGUCGUCCAGGUGGAAGUUCCGGAGCACAGCGCUGUCCUGAAUGUGAUCCUCUGCUUCUGCUAUCCGAUGGAGAGCCCUGUCUUGUCUACGCUUGCUCUUACUGAAGCCGCGCUCGAGGCUGCACUGAAGUAUAGCAUGCAAGACGCAACGUCCUUCCUCAAACACCAAAUGCUCCACUUCGCCUGCAAUUCACCACUUCGGGUCUUCGCUAUCGCAUGUCGCCACGGCUUAGAGGAUGUUGCUUCUGCCGCAGCGCUCGCACUAUCCAAGAAGGCGCGCGAGCCUUCAGUUGGUGACUUCGCAGAUGAGCUACAUGAUCUCACCGCUGGCCAAUACAUGCGUCUACUCCAAUUUUGUCAGAACCCAGAGACGGCCCCCGAGAGUUUCUGUCGCGUCAAGACGACUCAACCUCGAAAUGGCGAAGAUGAAUACGAGAAGGACUCAUUGGUAUCGCCAUACACUCUCAACGCCGCGGCCACCGACGCAAUCUUGUGCUCGUCAGAUCAUGUAGGCUUUUUUGUCCACAGCGCCGUUGUGGCCAUACUCUCUCCUGUACUUGACAGGAUGCUAUCUAAAGCCGGGGAUAGUGUGGUGAUGGUGGAAGGACCCUCCUUGGACUCAAUGGAACCCGAUUUUGGUGGACCACAGCUGCGGAACGACGGUUACGUCAAGCUCGUCUCGCACGCCGAGAUCAGACAGUCGGACAAUCUCAAUGCUCGUCCCGUCAAGAUCGAUAGGUUCAACUUUGCCGACUUAUACUCAGCGGCGAAGAAGUACGGCAUCGCAAGCGUCCUAGACCUGCUCGAAGCUGUCUUGAGGCAACAUGCGCUAGAGGAGCCCUUCGCAACGUAUUUUGUCGCGCGACGCUUCCACUUGCAAGACAUCGCCACGGAAGCCGCCCGUCGAACGCUCGGGCUGCCUGUCGACAACAUGUCUUGUGUCGAGAUGGACGAUGUCUCUGCAAGAGCCUAUAUUCAGUUGGUGAAGUACCACGAGGCGUGCACUACAGCAGCUGUGAACCUAACCAAGGACUACGACUGGCUAAAGUCGCAAGGGUUCGACCUGACACCCGGCCACUGUCUCGUUCCCACAUCCAAGCCACACUCGCUCAAUGUCGCAAUCGUCCCCACAUGGACGCGGAUUCUCAUGGCGAAUUUGCGACCGCUCUUGCGCAAACAUCCUUCGGGUGGCGUUGUUAUGGACGGCCGUGCGUUUACCAAGACGGUGACCGAGCUACACUGUCACUCUUUGGUCUGUGGUCCGUGCACGCAUCUGGAUGUCGCCCAUGCUGUGUUUAAAGCUUGUCAAGUUAUCGCGUGUGGUGUCGACGAUGCUGUUUCUCAGAAUUGGUCUGUCGAUAUACAGAUGCCGGAAACGGUGGAGAAAACUUCCUCAGGAGGCGAUAGUGGCCCUGCGAGCGUCACAAACCAUCCGUUCACGAAGGACUCAGCCGAUGCUGUCCUUAUCUCCUUCGACAAGAUUAAAUUUCGAGUCCACAGAGUCAUUCUGUCUGAAGCAUCCCACUUUUUCGAUGAGCUGUUCUCUCUUCCGCAGGAGUCCAAGUCAGACGAUGCCUCCACGCAGACUUCGCACGAAGAGGCUCCCGUAAUUCAUGUCAGCGAACACAGCUCCGUUCUAGACCCGCUACUCCGAUACUGCUAUCCUAUGGCCGAUCCAGUUUUGACUAGCCUGGACGUCACGAUAGCAACGUUGGAGGCAGCGCUCAAGUACGAGUUGACUGAGGCCACGGAGCUCUUGAAGGUGCAGCUUUCCACUCACGCGAAAGCUGCCCCUCACCGUGUCUACUCGAUUGCCUGUCGACACAAGAUGGAGGAUCUGGCGCUGGUGGCGGCCGAGGAAGUCCAUCGUCAAAAGAAAGCAGCGGUGUUUCAUCCUGAUAUGAAGUCCAUCACUGCUGGCCAAUAUGCCAAGUUACUUCAGUUCUGCCAAGAAGGAAGCCUGCCCACGCGCCAGACUUUCAUCUCCAGCAGCACGACCGCGCGUAUACAGAGCGAGUAUGGGAAGGGUGGGGAGGAUAGCGCCGUCUCAUUACUGCCAUCUGAGACGGAGACUGCCGAUGUCAUUAUCGCCUGUCUAGACGGCGUUGACCUCCGCGCCCACCGCGUGAUACUGGAGUUGGCUUCUCCUGUGCUCAAACGGAUGCUAUCUGACGCAUCGACAACAUCCCAGUCUACGACGGAUAACCCUGCAAACCACUCGGACAUCAUGGGCGGUACUACGACCGCAGCUAACUUGACUGAAUCCCAUCUCGCCAGCGGCGUAGCCACCAAUCCCCGAAUCAACCUGGCGCAACCCAGCCGGAUAGUCUCCUUCCUGCUGCGAUUCUGCUACCCCUCGCCUGGCCCCACGCCCAUGACGCCGCUCGAUAUUGUCGAUGUGCAUUCCGCCGCACGAAAAUAUGACAUGAAGAAGGUAUUGAAGACCUUCGAGACGAGAAUCAAAGCCUCUGAGAACUUAGAAAAAGAUCCUCUGCUCGUCUACUUCCUCGCUUGCCACUGUGGCUAUAAGUCUAUCGCAUGUAUCGCCGCCAGGCGCACGUUGGGGACGGAAGUCAAUUAUGACUACCGGCCAGAAAUGGAGCUCGUUGCUGCGCGCGCGCUCUACAACCUUAAGAUGUACCGCGCCAGGUGCAUGAACGCGGUCACGACACUGAUGCAGUCAGACGACUGGCUGUUCAACAAGAAAGAUAAAGCAGUGUCGCGCUGCGCGUAUUUCGCGAGACUGACGCGCCCGUGCUGGCUCGAGCCCCUUGUGAUGCUCAUCAUCCCCACCCUACACAAGGACCUCACGGGCGCCACAGUGAAGCACUGCUUUCCGGAGCUGUUAGAGAUUGUCUCGAGCGCCAAGACUACCUGCGACCGAUGCAAGGGCUGGGAUGUCGCGGCCGUCUUCUACCGGACCUGUGACACCCUGGCGAAUGCGGUUGAUGAAGCUAUUUCGCGCCUUGCCGCGGGAGGGGCCAUGGCAAGCCGCAGUUCGGAUAUGAUUAAUGUCAGAAUCAGUCGAUAUACGUCAAUAACGUCUAGAGUCCCUGGCCAGAAGAGCGUGAACGUUGAAGAAAGGAGAGAAUACCCAGCUUGGGAUGGUCUCGACUUCAAGCAGCCGCACGAGAUCGAAUAG
Messenger RNA from Postia placenta MAD-698-R-SB12, 3342 nucleotides. RefSeq lists its product as hypothetical. The record is from RefSeq and is a predicted model, not a curated record. The transcript is spliced from 8 exons. Lineage: Eukaryota; Fungi; Basidiomycota; Agaricomycetes; Polyporales; Adustoporiaceae. Bases 1 to 3342 code for a protein of 1113 amino acids. Gene Ontology annotation, molecular function: protein binding.